AUUUGAAGAACCCACGCGAUUUUAUAUUACUUUAUAAAGACAUGUUCACACCAUUGAAUAAACAAUAUUGUAACCAAACUUCGGUUUUCGUGAACCAUUGGUUUCCCUGGAAAAUGAAAUAAACUGUGGUGCUAUAAAAGGGAAUCGAAAUACACUUAAACUAAAUUUCACAAUUCAGCUGGUUUGCAUUAUUUAGUAAACUACUUGUCAAAUUUUAUUCAACUAAACGUUUCUAUAUCAGAAUGUCUUGCAUUCUCAGAGAUAGAAACACGGGUCUUUUUUAUGUAACGAUUAUUCUUGUCCUAAACUCGGUUUUUGGGCGCAAAAUUGAAUACUCGGCAUCUCUAAAUAUCGAAUGCGAUAAAGUCAAUCUUUGCGCCGACGGACAGAAAUGCAUGAUUGGUGAAUGUCGAAAAUUAGUUGCCGAAAUUGACUCGAGCUGCGAUUUUAAUUGCACAAAUUCUGACCCUGUUUGCGCUUCGAAUGGAGAAAACUUCGCUUCUCAUUGUGAAAUGGAACGUGAAAACUGUCUUCACGGCUUAGAACUAUACGCCGUUUGUCACAACGACUGUCCUUGUAGUUUUGAACAAUCAGAAACGACUGCUCGUCAUUGUGAUGCGGAAGAGACGAAAGAGAAAGUGGCGGCGUAUUUUCACGAGAGGAGCUCGGAUGACUUCUCCGAGCUGCUCGCUUCCUCAAAAGAUUCUCCGAAGUUGCUCUUGAGUUAUGCUCAUCAACAAUGUCCCUACGCGACCCUAUGGGGCUACUCAGUGAUGGAUCUGAACCAGAGUGGGUUCCUGGAAGAAGCUGAACUCAUUGACUUGUACUUGACCUUCAAUGACCCCUGUGUGGUGGGGUUAGUGACCAGGUGUGACCGAAAUGGCAACGGCAUGUUGUCUGUGAACGAGUGGUGUUACUGCAUGCAAGACAAUAGACCCCCUUGCUUCAAGGCACUGAAUGCAGUUCCUGUUACACUAGAAAAAACUGACGACAACAAAAACUCCGAUCAAUCAAUCAUUUCCUUGCCUUCCAGUGAAGGCAAGACGACCACUUCAAAGCCUUCAGUGGGUCAAUUCUACCCCGGUUCAUACAUCCCAAUGUGUGACAAGGAGGGGUAUUUUUUGCCCACUCAAACAUGGGCCGACAAAGUCUGGUGUGUGGAUGAAAUAGGGCAUGAAAUUGUGCCAGAUGACCGGUAUGGUAGUGGGACGGAAUGCAGCAUGGAAUUGCAGGCACUCCGAGAUAGAGAACAAAAAGGGGAUGAGAACCAAUGGGACGACGUUUAAAUUUGCCUACAAAACUGAGUUUUCACAAAUAUUAGAACUGAAAUUUUUUAUAGUCAUGAAUAUGUGCAAGCAAUUUAGUGGUUGCAGUUUUAAACCAACGUGAUGUUUGCAUUUUAUUGAUUAGUUGCCUCAUAUAAUAAAUUUU
This is a messenger RNA of Symsagittifera roscoffensis, 1431 nucleotides long. Its product is annotated as testican-3-like. Gene Ontology annotation, biological process: anatomical structure development. The transcript is spliced from 3 exons. NCBI's taxonomy places the organism in Eukaryota, Metazoa, Xenacoelomorpha, Acoela, Convolutidae. Gene Ontology annotation, molecular function: calcium ion binding; protein binding; extracellular matrix binding. The coding region runs from base 243 to 1286 and encodes 347 amino acids. The record is from RefSeq and is a predicted model, not a curated record.